This is a messenger RNA of Oryza sativa Japonica Group (Japanese rice), 933 nucleotides long. Its product is annotated as putative glycine-rich cell wall structural protein 1. The record is from RefSeq and is a predicted model, not a curated record. NCBI's taxonomy places the organism in Eukaryota, Viridiplantae, Streptophyta, Magnoliopsida, Poales, Poaceae.
AUGGAUGCCACUAAGCUCGCAAUUCUUGGCUUCACUAUGCUCUUAUUGAUCAUUGGAGCGUCUAGCGCCACGAGAGUAAAUAGGUAUUCCAGCACUGGUGUCGAAGUUGGAAGCGGAGGUGGUGGUGGAGGAGGAGGUGGUGGUAGCUCAGAAAAUGGUGGCGGGUGGGGAUCUGGUUCUGGGGCAGGACAUGGAGAGGCUAGAGCUUAUGGGCCUUCUAGUGGAGCAUAUGCUAGUGCAACUGGUGGAGGAGGCGGUGGUGGGUCAAGCAAUGGUAAUGGUUGGGGAUCAGGUUCAGGUUUUGGGUCUGGCUAUGGGGAGUCUGUGGCAUCUGGGCCUUCUAGCGGGCAAUAUGCUAGUGGAGGUGGAAAGGGUGGGGGCGGUGGCGGAGGGCGGAAUGGAGGAUUUGGUUAUUGUUUGGGGUCUGGUUCUGGAAAUAGUGAAGGGAAGAAAUACAAACCUUAUGAUGGAGGGUAUUCUAUGGGAAGCGGUGGUGGCAAAGGUGGGGGUGGUGGGACAAACAGAGAAUCAGGGUAUGGUGCAGGGUCUGGCUCGGGUUAUGGUGAAACUAUUGGCUUUGGUGGUGCAUCAUUUGCACACGGUGGUGGUGGUGGCAAAGGCGGAGGUGGUGGACAACAUGAUGGGUUUGGUUCUAGUUCUGGUUUGGGCUCUAGGUAUGGUGAAUCUAGGGGUUAUAGCCCUUAUGAUGGAAACUAUGCCAUGGGGGAGAGGAGGAGGUGGAGGGGAAGGUGGCGGACAAAAUGGAUAUGGAGAUGGCUAUGGAUCUGGGGUGAGGCUGGUAAUCAAUACGGUGAUGAGUAUGCGAAGAGUAAAGGUGACGGUGGAGGUGCCGGUGAUAGCGCUAGAGGUGGAUAUGGUGAAGGUUUAGGUCAUGGAUCGGGAUAUGGAGACACCGGUCCUCAACAGCCAUGA